This is a messenger RNA of Fraxinus pennsylvanica, 1557 nucleotides long. The record is from the annotation of a GenBank genome assembly. NCBI's taxonomy places the organism in Eukaryota, Viridiplantae, Streptophyta, Magnoliopsida, Lamiales, Oleaceae.
AUGUAUAAGAGAAAUCCAACUUCAGUUCCAGGAAUUUUUUCACAAGUUAUUACUGCUUUGAGUACCAAGUCCAAUUUAAUCCACACAGCCCAAUCGAAACACCCUUUCCAUUCUCCGUUCACUUUGGAGGUUUUAGCAUCUAAUCUUGCACCGGUUCUACAAAGAGACCCUUCUCUUUCUCCUUCUGUGUUUUAUCAAGCGCAGCAGAUUCACGCCCAGAUUACCGUAAAUGGACUCCAGAAAGUCGGCAUUCUGGGCACGAGAAUUUUGGGCAUGUACAUUUUGUGUAACAAAUAUUUUGAUGCCAAGGAAUUGUUUUUUCAGCUUAAUUUAUGCUAUGCUGCUCCUUGGAAUUGGAUGAUUAGAUGUUUUACCAUGGCCGGUUAUUUUGAUUUUGCAAUUUUAUUCUAUUUUAAGAUGUUGGAUUUUGGUACUUGGCCCGAUAAGUAUACUUUUCCUUACGUAAUUAAGGCUUGUGGAGGCUUGCGUUCUGUUAAGUUAGUGACAUAUAUACAUGGCUUGAUUAAAGAUUUAGGCUUUGAGAAGGAUGUAUACGUUGGUAGUGCUCUGGUCAAGUUCUAUGCAGAUAAUGAAUGUAUAGAAACUGCACAUCGUUUGUUUGAUAAAUUGCCUCUGAGGGAUAGUGUUUUGUGGAAUGUAAUGCUUAAUGGUUUUGUAAAAUGUGGGAAUCCGGUGGAUAACGUGAUUGGUUUGUUUGUGGAAAUGAGGAAUAGUGUAGUUAGGCCUAAUUCCGUGACUUAUGCAUGCAUUCUUUCUGUUUGUGGGUCAGAGGCAACGGUUGGAUUUGGUACUCAGAUUCAUGGGUUAAUUGUUAGAUGUGGGCUGGAUAUGGAUACUCUGGUGACUAACACUCUGGUCACCAUGUAUGCGAAAUGCCGUUGCUUGUUUGAUGCGCGGAAGUUAUUUGAUUCAGUAAAACAAGCUGAUCGUGUGACUUGGAAUGGGAUGAUUGGAGGAUAUGUUCAGAAUGGGUAUAUGGACGAGGCUUUGGAUUUAUUUCGUAAUAUGAUAUCAUUAGGUGUCAAACCGGACUCCGUUACUUUUGCAAGUUUGCUUCCAUCAGUUUCUCACUCUGAGAAUUUCACUCAAGGAGAGGAAAUCCAUGGUUAUAUCAUAAGACACGGUGUGACUCUGGAUGUUUUUCUGAAAAAUGCUCUUAUUGAUAUGUUAGAUCUUGGUCAUCAAGUUUUUACAAGGAUGUCUGAAAGAGAUUCUGUAUGCUGGAACUCAAUUAUUACAAGCUGUAGCCAGAAUGGCAAGCCAGAACAGGCCAUUGAUCUUUUCCGCUGCAUGGGUAUGGAAGGAGCCAAGUAUGACUGUGUCAGCAUAUCAGCUGCUCUUUCUGCAUGCGCAAACUUACCAGCUCUUCAUUAUGGGAAAGAAAUCCAUGAUACAAGUCAUCCACAGUCUGCUCAGAUCUAUCUAGUAUUAAAGAAUCUUCUUCUGGAGCUCCAAAAGGAAGGAUACGUUCCGCAACUGUACUCUCUAAGUCAGCAACUGGCUGAUACAGUGUCUUUACCAGCAGAAGCCAAUUGA